This is a messenger RNA of Soboliphyme baturini, 534 nucleotides long. NCBI's taxonomy places the organism in Eukaryota, Metazoa, Nematoda, Enoplea, Dioctophymatida, Soboliphymatidae. The record is from the annotation of a GenBank genome assembly.
ACCAACAUGCAUUUUCACAUGUCUUCGUUUUCGGAAAGUACAGCUUUGGGAUAUUUGAAACAAAGCGCCAUUGAGUUCGUCAAUUACAACAAGCGCCAGCUUAGCCGGAUAUACCCAAAGGGCGGCCGCGUAGACUCGAGCAAUUUCUUACCUCAGAUAUUCUGGAACGCAGGCGUUCAGAUGGUGGCGCUCAAUUUUCAGACACCGGAUCUUGCGAUGCAGCUGAAUCAAGGAAGAUUCGAAUAUAACGGAAACUGUGGCUAUCUGCUGAAGCCGGAUUUCAUGCGUCGUCCUAAUCGGAAUUUCGAUCCCUUUUCGGAAUCUCCCGUCGACGGUGUGAUAGCUGCCUACUGCUCGGUCAGGAUCAUCUCCGGACAGUUCUUGUCGGAUCGUAAGAUCGGCACGUUCGUUGAAGUGGAGAUGUACGGACUGCCAACAGACACGAUCAGGAAAGAGUUCAGGACGAAGAUGGUUCCUGCAAACGGCCUUAAUCCAGUGUACAACGAGGAGUCGUUCGUCUUUCGAAAGGUAUGA